GGGCCAUUGUUAAUUUUCAAACAGUUCGAGCAGAGUCGUGACCGUUAGCACAUCCACAGCAGACGAACGAGCCAAAAGACAGAGACAGCGAUAGACAUGGUUGCAAUCAAUGGAGAGGAUAAUGGCCAGCAGGCGGGCAACCUGUUUGACGACAAGAAGAUCUUUCCGGAGUUCCGCAGCGGACCCCUGGACGCGUACCGCCAGAAGGCGAGUUUCUGCUACAAGCGGAUGAAUGUGCUCCUAGAGGGCGAAGAGCACAUUCGAUUGAAGCACAAGGUAUGGCAAUGGAUGGAGCAGCACCCGGACUACCAGCGGGAGCCAGAGGUGGCCACAUUGGAGCGCACACGAGAGAUGGCCAACAAGCGGCAGCAUUUGCUCUGGGAGCAGCAUUUCUUUGGUGUAAAUGAGUAUUUGGGCACACCUCACCUGCUGCUGGCCUUUGGUCAGGCCAUCUUCAGCUAUGACUUCAGCACCUCGGUGAAGUUUGGCCUCUCGAAUGGCAUGUUCCCCAGCACUCUGGUGUCCAAUGGGUCGGGCCGUUUGGGCAAGUACAUUGCGAAGAUAUCCGAUAAUCGGAUUUUGGGCGCCUACGCACUCACAGAGUUCUCGCACGGCACCAAUGCGCUGGGCAUGCGCACCCGUGCCACCUAUGACCUGAAGACCAAGGAGUUUAUCAUCCACACGCCCGACUUUGAGGCAUCCAAGUGCUGGGUGGGCAAUCUGGGCAAGACCUGCACCCAUGCCAUUGUCUAUGCUCAGCUGUUUGUGCCCGAUGACAAGCAUCAGGGUUUGCAGGCCUUCCUGGUGCCCAUACGCGACGAGCGCACGCUGCUGCCCUUCCCGGGCGUCACGGUCGGCGAUAUGGGCGAGAAGAUUGGCCUGAAUGGCAUUGACAAUGGCUUUGUGAGCUUCAAUCAGUAUCGCAUUCCCAAGGCCAAUCUCCUGUCCAAGGCGGGCGACAUUGAUGACCAGGGCAACUACAACAGUCCCAUCAAGGAUGAGCGCAAGCGAUUGGGUGCCUCGUUGGGCGCCCUCUCCCAGGGACGCGUCAACAUCACAGCCAUCACGUAUGUGGCCCUCAGCAAGGCCGUGUCCAUAGCCACGCGCUAUGGCGCGAGCCGCAGGCAGUUCGGACCCAACAACAGUCAGACGGAGUGGCCCGUGAUUGAGUAUCAGUCGCAGCAGUAUCGUCUCAUUCCCCAUUUGGCCACCACAAUUGCACUGCGCGUGGCCACGCUGUGGAUUGGCAAGGAGAACGUGGACAUGACCAUGAGGGGCUUCACGGGCGAGGAUACAUCCAAGGCGGGCAUGGAAAUCCAUGCCAUAUCGUCGGCCCUCAAGCCGGUGGCCACUUGGGCCGCCCGCGAUGGCAUUCAGGAGUGUCGCGAGGCCUGCGGCGGACAUGGCUAUCUGAAGUCCGCCGGUCUGGGUGAUCUCAGGAACGACAAUGAUGCCAAUUGCACGUACGAGGGCGAGAACAAUACGCUCAUCCAGCAGGCCUCCAAUUGGUUGGUCAGUCUGCGUCGCAGCAAUGCGGACUUUGUGGCUGUGUCGCCGCUGGAAACGGUGUCCUUCCUGAGCGACAUCAAUGGCAUUCUGCAGAGCAAGGCCGAGGAGCGCACGCCAGCGCAGGCAUUGGAUGCCAACAAUCUCCUGAAGGCCCUUAACUGGCUCACCGCCUGGCAGCUGGAAGCCACUGUCAAGCGUGCCGAGCAGCUGCAGCGCGAGGGCAAGGACGCCUUUGAGACGCGCAACAACAUUCAGGUGUUUGCCGCCCAGAAACUGUCCAUCAUCUAUGGCGAGCGCACCAUCUACUAUGUGUUCUACAAGUUUGUGAACAGUCUGCCUGCCUCCGCCGAGAAGCAGGUGCUGCAGCAGCUGCUCUCAUUCUAUGGCGCCCAUUUGGUUACCAAGUAUUCGGCCAUAUUCUAUCAGGGCGGCUAUUUCCGCGACAGCCCACACAUUGAGCUCUACCAGCAGGGCAUUCUGCAGCUGCUGCCAGUGCUGAAGGAUGAGGCCAUCGCACUGAUUGAUGCCAUUGCACCCACAGACUUUAUUCUCAAUUCACCGCUUGGCAUGAGUGAUGGCAAUAUCUAUCAGCAUUUGCAAAAGACAAUUGUCUCGACGCCUGGUGUCUUUGAACGUCCCGAAUGGUGGCGCGAUGUCACCUACAAGGAUUAUCUGAAGCGCGCCAAGUUGUAGGGGAUUCCGCUCAAAUCAAUCCGCUCAUUCACAAAUGUGCAAUAAUAAGUUACUUAAGUUCGAUGAUGAAUGAUUUGUUGAUCGCUAAGCGAUGUUAAUUACAAUUACAAAAUAUAUUCCACAAAUAUAGGAAAUACUUCAAGACACUAAA
Messenger RNA from Drosophila obscura, 2353 nucleotides. It is a transcript of the gene Acox3, whose product is annotated as peroxisomal acyl-coenzyme A oxidase 3. Gene Ontology annotation, cellular component: peroxisome. The coding region runs from base 97 to 2202 and encodes 701 amino acids. The transcript is spliced from 8 exons. Lineage: Eukaryota; Metazoa; Arthropoda; Insecta; Diptera; Drosophilidae. Gene Ontology annotation, biological process: lipid homeostasis; fatty acid beta-oxidation using acyl-CoA oxidase. The record is from RefSeq and is a predicted model, not a curated record. Gene Ontology annotation, molecular function: fatty acid binding; pristanoyl-CoA oxidase activity; FAD binding.